AUGGCGUCACCAGGAUCCCCGUGCGAGCUUCAUCCAGAACCCGACCCAGACGUGCACGGAUCGCAGUUUCACCUGUCCUCCUUCGCAGAUCUGAGGGGCGUUCCGGGCACUGAACUGCGCAAACUCACCGACAUUGCGAUUAUCGCCGCCGAAUCGAACGGAGAGCUCUAUGCCCCUAUCUUCCGCCAGCUGCAGAUCCGAGCAGACAAGUACCAGGAUUUCCACAGUGGUGUCAUCCGUAUCCUUCGAAAUAAGCACCACAAGAUCAUCCAACGGGGCACUGAUGCCAGUGUGAGGGACAUGACCGACUUCCUCCUCCAGGGCUUCGGGUACAUCAUUUGGAAAGCCGAUUCGGACUGGGUCCUGGACGAGACGGAUCUCGAUGAGGGGGAAGCUAAGUUGAUCUACGUGAAAGGCAGGAAUAACGUUCCAGACAGCAGGUUCUAUCCGAUCCUCGAGCCUCUCUGGCGCCAAAUGCGCAAUGUGAUGUUUACCCGCCGCGGACACGGCACAGCACGCCGUCCCAGAUUUCCCAGUGUCGCACCAACUGACGGCGAGGAGUCGUACCUGGGCGACGUAGACUCGCGUCCAUCUUCACCAGUGGCCGCUGCUCAUGCACGCGCUCGUGCUCGUGCUACCACGAAACUGGACAAUUUGGCGGCCCAAAUCGCACGGAUAGUUCCUCGUUCCAAGCCGAACAUGAGUUCCGAGGGUACAGAGGAUGCAAUCAUUGACCUUAUUGCUCGCCUCGCCGAGAUUCGCGCCAACAGUGAUCCACGCACGUUUGAGGAACUGUGGCAAACGCAUGUUAUUCGAGUCGAGGAGCUGGAUAAUGGGCAAGCAACGCACGACGACGAGCCAGAGGAGAGCAACACUGUCGGCCUCGCAGCAGCGACGGAGAAACAUCUUGGUGAGCACCGCGCGUCGCAAUCGAACGUGCCGUUCAUGACAGAGGGUGGCCCAGUCUUACCGCGAUCCCUGGUCUCCCGGGGGCUUAUCCCGCCAUCUCUCCCGUCGAUCAUGUCGGUGUACAUCAGCGUCUCUCGCCUCCCCACACGAGGACAAGGCCAUCUCAAUUCCAUCUCGCACACGGCAGCCGCACCCCUCGCACAAGCGUACCACUGGCCAUCGGCACCAGUCGAGGAGCACAACAUGGCAGCGUUUUUCACCGGCAUAUGCUACCGCGUCGACGUUUCCCCAUCAGCCGUUCUGGCAGAGGGGGAGGGUGGAGGUGAUGACCUCGCCAACUCGUCGAACCAGUGCCAAACCGGUGGUGCUGACGAUGGCGACAGCUCGGACUGCGAAAUGACGGAUGCGAUGAGCGAUCUCCCGGGUUCGGCCAAGCCAACUCUAGCAGAAUCCUCUUCUCCACCGAGUCCAACAUUGGAGAGGGGUCUCGACGACUUUACAGAAGAGGACUGGCGAGUCACUGCUCUAGGCUGGCGCGACUUUCAGCACGAUCUACGCCACGCCGCUCGGACGGGCACGCGGGUUUGGAGAAUGAAAGUAUGCGUCGUCACCGCGGCCGCGACCUCUUGA
This is a messenger RNA of Fonsecaea multimorphosa CBS 102226, 1539 nucleotides long. RefSeq lists its product as uncharacterized. The coding region runs from base 1 to 1539 and encodes 512 amino acids. The transcript is spliced from 3 exons. NCBI's taxonomy places the organism in Eukaryota, Fungi, Ascomycota, Eurotiomycetes, Chaetothyriales, Herpotrichiellaceae. The record is from RefSeq and is a predicted model, not a curated record.